Messenger RNA from Balaenoptera musculus (blue whale), 5857 nucleotides. It is a transcript of the gene ADAMTS15, whose product is annotated as ADAM metallopeptidase with thrombospondin type 1 motif 15. Gene Ontology annotation, biological process: extracellular matrix organization; proteolysis. The transcript has 8 exons. The coding region runs from base 1097 to 3949 and encodes 950 amino acids. The record is from RefSeq and is a predicted model, not a curated record. Lineage: Eukaryota; Metazoa; Chordata; Mammalia; Artiodactyla; Balaenopteridae. Gene Ontology annotation, molecular function: metalloendopeptidase activity; zinc ion binding.
CCUGCCAUCGUACUCCCACCCCUCUGCUCUCCUGCCCCGGGGGCUGGGGGCUGUCCUGGAGGCUCAAGAGCCCAGAUAACCCUGCACAAAUAAUUAGGAAGCGAUGGGGCUUGUUAUUAAACGUAAUUUAUAAGUUCACAUAAUUAAAAUGUUAGGAAUGACUGUGUAACAGCCGACUGGCAAAGUUCUUGAAAAUUAACCGUCAGUAUCAUCCCAGCCAGCACACCACCGCCCCCAUGGCAGACUGUGGACCUGGGCGGCCCUGGCUUCCAGAAGGUCCCUCCAUGUGCCCGGGAGUGUGCACAUUUACAGGGGGCAAUUCUUGGUUUCGGGACUUUCAGGGGACACUAGGAUGAGGAAACAGGGAUGCUGCAGCGGUAGGGGUGACGGGGUCAGCGGCGGGUCUUCAUGUCCGACUCCUGACCCCAACUGCCUUGAGAUAAAGGCUAAGACCCAGAGAGCGGCCGGAUGGUGGGUCCGGACCGACGUGUCGGGCACUGGGACUUAGCGCGAGGGCAGGACACGAAUCCAGACUCCGGCGCUGGUUUCUCUGGCCAGCCCACGCCUCCUGCCUCAGCUCAACGCCACUCCCUCCCCGCCAAGUGGCUCUCCGCUCGGGAGGCGGGACCGAGUUCUUCGGUGGCCCCAGGAGGCUGCAAGCUUUGGGAGGCUGGGAGGGAGGGGAGGGAGGGGAGGGAGGGAGGGCGCUGACUGGGCAGUCCAAAGAGGAGGGGGCCUUUAAUAGGCUCGCCCAGCGCCUGGUUUGCGGCGCUGCGAGCGGAGCGGCUGCGGUUCGGCGGAGCGGCCGACACCUCCCUCUAGUUCUCGGCUGCAAAUCUUCGUCCUUGCACUUGACAGCGAUUGUACUUAAGCUCCCAGGGCGCGCUUUGCUUGGAAAGGCCAGGUAGGAGGCGCGAACUGCCCGGUGCACGCUCGCUGCUGGCGAGGAGUCUCCCUCCCCGGGCUCUCCUUUCUGGGAGCUGCGGGCGGUCCCAGGCGUCGGUGGUUCCGGUGUACGGGCUGCGAGGAGACGGUGCCGGCGGCCGGGGAGCCGGCCGAGCCCUUCCCAGAGCGCUGCUGUGCGCCGCCCGGCGCCAUGCUUCUGCUGGGCAUCUUAACGCUGGCUCUCGCCGCGGCACCCGCUGGCGGCUCAGAGCCAGAGCGAGAGGUGGUGGUCCCCAUCCGACUGGACCCGGACAUCAACGGCCGCCACUACUACUGGCGGGGUCCCCAGGACUCCGGGGACCAGGGACUCAUUUUUCAGAUCUCAGCAUUUCAGGAGGACUUUUACCUACACCUGACGCCGGAUGCUCAGUUCCUGGCGCCCGCCUUCGCCACUGAACAUCUGGGCGUCCCCCUCCAGGGACUCAUCGGGAGCUCUCCGGACUUGCGACGUUGCUUCUACUCUGGGGACGUGAAUGCCGAGCCGGACUCGUUCGCCGCCCUGAGCCUGUGCGGGGGGCUACGCGGAGCCUUUGGCUACCGAGGCGCCGAGUACGUCAUUAGCCCGCUGCCCAACGCCAGGGCGCCGGCGGCGCAGCGCAACGGCCAGCGCGCACACCUCCUGCAGCGCCGGGGCACCCCCGGCGGGCCUCCCGCAGGUCCCACGUCUCGCUGCGGGGUGGCCUCAAGCUGGAACCCCUCCAUCCUGCGGGCCCUGGACCCUUACAAGCCUCCGCGGAUCGGCUUAGGGGAGGGUCGCAGCCCGCGCAGGUCCGGGCGCGCCAAGCGCUUCGUGUCUAUCCCGCGGUACGUGGAGACGCUGGUGGUGGCGGACGAGUCGAUGGUCAAGUUCCACGGCGCGGACUUGGAGCAUUAUCUGCUGACGCUGCUGGCCACGGCGGCGCGGCUCUACCGCCAUCCCAGUAUCCUCAACCCCAUCAACAUCGUCGUGGUCAAGGUGCUGCUUCUCGGAGACCGCGACACGGGGCCCAAGGUCACGGGCAACGCGGCCUUGACGCUGCGCAACUUCUGCGCGUGGCAGAAGAAGUUGAACAAAGUGAGUGACAAGCACCCUGAGUACUGGGACACCGCCAUCCUCUUCACCCGGCAGGACCUGUGCGGGGCCACCACCUGUGACACGCUGGGCAUGGCCGACGUGGGCACCAUGUGCGACCCCAAGAGAAGCUGUUCUGUGAUCGAGGACGACGGGCUUCCCUCAGCCUUCACCACCGCCCACGAGCUGGGCCACGUGUUCAACAUGCCCCACGACAACGUGAAGGUGUGCGAGGAGGUGUCCGGGAAGCUCCGGGGCAACCACAUGAUGUCCCCGACGCUCAUCCAGAUCGACCGCGCCAACCCCUGGUCGGCCUGCAGCGCCGCCAUCGUCACCGACUUCCUGGACAGCGGGCACGGUGACUGCCUUCUGGACGAGCCCAGCAAGCCCGUGUCCCUGCCCGAGGACCUGCCGGGCGCCAGCUACCCCCUGAGCCAGCAGUGCGAGCUGGCCUUCGGCCUGGGCGCCAAGCCCUGCCCCUACAUGCAGCGCUGCAGCAAGCUGUGGUGCACGGGCAAGGCCCAGGGCCAGACGCUGUGCCAGACCCGCCACUUCCCCUGGGCCGACGGCACCAGCUGCGGGGACGGCAGCUUCUGCCUCAAGGGGGCCUGUGUGGAGAGACGCAGCCUCAGCAAGCACAGGGUGGACGGCUCCUGGGCCAAGUGGGAGCCCUACGGGCCCUGCUCGCGCACCUGCGGCGGGGGCGUGCAGCUGGCGCGGAGGCAGUGCAGUAGCCCCGCCCCCGCCAACGGCGGCAAGUACUGCGAGGGAGUGAGGGUGAAAUACCGCUCCUGCAGCCUGGAGUCCUGCCCCAGCUCAGCCUCUGGCAAGAGCUUCCGGGAGGAGCAGUGCCAGGCCUUCAACGGCUACAACCACAGCACCAACCGGCUCACCCUGGCCGUGGCCUGGGUGCCCAAGUACUCGGGCGUCUCCCCACGGGACAAGUGCAAGCUCAUCUGCCGAGCCAACGGCACCGGUUACUUCUACGUGCUGGCACCGAAGGUGGUGGACGGCACACUGUGUACCCCUGACUCCACCUCGGUCUGCGUCCAAGGCAAGUGCAUCAAGGCUGGCUGCGACGGGAACCUGGGCUCCAAGAAGAAGUUCGACAAAUGUGGGGUGUGCGGGGGAGACAAUAAGAGCUGUAAGAAGGUGUCAGGACUCUUCACCAAGCCCAUGCACGGCUACAAUUUCGUGGUCGCCAUCCCGGCGGGCGCCUCCAGCAUCGACAUCCGCCAGCGCGGCUACAAAGGGCUGAUCGGAGACGACAACUACCUGGCCCUGAAGAACAGCCAAGGCAAGUACCUGCUCAACGGGCACUUCGUGGUGUCGGCCGUGGAGCGGGACCUGGUGGUGAAGGGCAGCCUGCUGCGCUACAGCGGCACGGGCACCGCGGUGGAGAGCCUGCAGGCCUCGCGGCCCAUCCUGGAGCCCCUGACCGUGGAGGUGCUCUCCGUGGGGAAGAUGACGCCGCCCCGGGUCCGCUACUCCUUCUACCUGCCCAAGGAGCCCCGGGAGGACCGGGCCCCGCCGCCCCCGGGCCCCCGGGCCCCCUCCGUGCUCCACAACAGCGUCCUCAGCCUCUCCAAUCAGGUGGAGCAGCCGGACGCCCGGCCCCCCGCGCGCUGGGUGGCGGGCAGCUGGGGGCCGUGCUCGGCCAGCUGCGGGGGCGGCCUGCAGCGGCGGCCCGUGGACUGUCGCGGGCCCCCCGGGCAGCGCGGGGCAUCCGCCUGCGACGCCGCCCACCGGCCGGCGGACGCGCGCGCCUGUGGGGAGCCCUGCCCGGCCUGGGAGCUGGGCGCCUGGUCCCCCUGCUCCAAGAGCUGCGGCCGGGGCUUCAAGAGGCGUCCGCUCAAGUGCGUGGGCCACGGAGGGCGGCUGCUGGCCCGGGACCGGUGCAACCUGCGCCGGAAGCCCCAGGAGCUGGACUUCUGCGUCCUGAGGCCGUGCUGAGCGGAGCGCUGCGCCUCCUCACUCUCCAGCCCCUCGCGCUGCUGCCUCCGGGGCGGCCACGGGCAGAGGGCAGUGGCCGGGGCCCAAGCCACGAGGUCACCCACAUCCAGGGACAAGGACCUGGGCGGGGAAGCUAAGUCACUAAGGCACAGUCUACCUCACGCCCGGCUCCUCCGGGGCCAGCCUCGGGGUGAGGCUGAGAGGUGCUUGGAGCUGGGCAGGAGGCACCGGGCCCCGUCUCCCAGGGACCUGGAGGAUGGGCGCCUCCCCGCAGAACUUCAGGGACCUUGGCCCCCGUCAGGGAGGCCGCAGGCUGCUGGAAGAGCCAAGGCCCGGCAGCUUGGCAACUUCAGGGGGCCCCAGGGCUCUGAGCCGUCUCUGAACAAGGCAGGUUUUUAUGGUGCUUUCAGCCACUUUCUUUUCUGACCGGUGCGGACUGAACAGUGAAAACUGGCCGGGGGUGGGCAGAGCUGAGGGGCACGGGGCAGGUAUAACUGGAGCCUGGGCCGCUCCAUUUGGGAUGAGGCGUGUGGGGGACAGUCCCAAGUUCCUCAUCUUCCUUCCACCCUCGGCCGUCCCUUAAAGGGUCACCUCCUCUCCCUGUGUCGUCCGGUCUUCAGACUAGUGGGAGGGCUUCCGCAUAGGUGUCCUCUGAGGCUUUGCAGGUGGAGGUAGGCGGUCAGUAGGGAGACUGUUGUCUUCUUCAAGAGGGAUCCGACCAUCAGAAAAAAAGAUGCUGGGGUGAUGGAUUCUGUGCCCGAAGCAGGGAGUUUGAGGAGAGACCUAGAGGGUUCUGCUGUCACUGGGGCUGGGGCUGAGCUUUGCAGGAAUGUCGCCCGAGGAUGGGGAGGGGGGGCCCCAGUUCUGAUGGCUUCUUCCUCCAGGGAGCCAGAUAUAAAUAAGGCUGUUACCUUAACCCAGCAUUGCCACAGUCCUGACCCCACGAGGGGGACGUGGGACAUGCCCAGAAGGGCCAGGUGCUGAACAAACAAGCGGCCAUCAUCCAGACAGCUACGUGCGGUCUUGCCCGGGGUCUGUCACGUUGCAUCGCAGGCUGUAGUUCCUGCAGUUGGACAACGGGGUUCACUGUUUGCUACCUCAGGCUCUGCUCUCUGGGAACCCACCCUUGUCCCUCCCUGGGGCAGUGGGGACCCUGGUGCUUCCAGCAACCCCGGCUGUCAUCCCCUGUAGACUGAGCUGCCCACACACAGAGAUGAGCUUGGGUGCAUGCUUCCUGCUCCCCACAGCCCGGCCACCCCCCGGGCCUCCAAAUGCGAUGACAGGGUCUCUCUCUUCAGGUGCCAUGGGGACAGGUUUCAGGAGACACCAGGAAUCACUUAGCUGACCCAGGGGCCCUUGGCAGCCACCAGUAGGAACUGCCGGAGACUUGUCUGUCUCGGAGACACGGUAGCGGAGCGGAAACCGGAUGUUUCCUACAGCUCCAAGGGGGAUGAUGUUUUGGAGUUAGGGAUUCUUUGGCCACGCAGGGUAUUUCUUGAGGGUGCAGCUGCCCCAGCACGAAGACGGGAGAGUCUGCCUCUGAGAGCAGGUAGUGAGUCCUGGACCUCGGUGAGGUGACAGCACAGCACUGCCUUCCCUGGGAAAGGCAGUCAGCCCUUUUACUUGGUUUCCCCUGAUAGAAUCCACAAACCAGCCGACCAGCCAGGUGAGCCUGGGAUGGUGUUCUAAUCCCAGUCUGACCCUGGCUGAGCCCUGAACAAGUUCCCGCGGGGGGCGAAGGGCAGGAGGGUCUCGGAGGCUGGGCUGCAGCCACCCUUGAAGAAGGGAGCGAGGAGGAACCCCCCUCCCUGCGCGAGCGAACAGCGGGGCUGCAGGGCACAGGUGGACCCCCGCUGGCUGACGACAGCACCGCACCCUAUGCUGGGUGCAGCCCUCCUCGUUGGGGAG